Molecule: messenger RNA, 447 nt
Organism: Trypanosoma brucei brucei TREU927
Lineage: Eukaryota; Euglenozoa; Kinetoplastea; Trypanosomatida; Trypanosomatidae
Exons: 1
Coding region: 1-447 (148 amino acids)
Source: RefSeq, a predicted model, not a curated record
AUGGAAAUCAUUGAUCGGCCCCUAAGUGAAAUCAUCAAGGAGCAAAACAUUGCCCAGUCCCUGCGCCGCAACCGCCGAGGGGGGAAAGGCAACCAACAGCGACGGCCGAGAGGAGGAGCUCGGGGCGCCGUGACUGGUGGCAACCGUGGCGUGUCGAGACCCCGUCGUGGUUUGGGACGUGACCGCUUCAGAGAAGUGGACCGCCGUCGGCUCUUGUCACGGCGCCCUGAUGGCCCCUUCCGCCGCUUCCGACCGUCAUAUGGCCGCGUAUUGGAGAGGCGUCGUAAUGCCGUGGAUUACGGUGAUGUGAGGUCGCGCCGCUCCGUGAAAAGCACCGAUUAUUUGCGUGAGCGCCGCCUCUCCGGUUCGGAACGCAACGAACGCCUCCGGUACCAGCGCCGUCGCGAAGAACUCUCCCGCGUCCGCUCCCGCUUCUCACGUGAUUGA